This is a messenger RNA of Acanthamoeba castellanii str. Neff, 1695 nucleotides long. Its product is annotated as RhoGAP domain containing protein. The record is from RefSeq and is a predicted model, not a curated record. Gene Ontology annotation, molecular function: protein binding. Lineage: Eukaryota; Discosea; Longamoebia; Acanthamoebidae. Gene Ontology annotation, biological process: regulation of GTPase activity; signal transduction. Bases 1 to 1695 code for a protein of 564 amino acids. Gene Ontology annotation, cellular component: cytoplasm. The transcript has 17 exons.
AUGCCUCUUGCCGUGGUUAUUGAAGGGCUGAGCGACCCGUUCUGCACCAUACGGUUCAAGAAAAACAAGUACCGCACCAAGACCCACCCGCAGACCGUCAACCCCGUCUGGAACGAAUGCAUCAAACUGGGUCUGUUCACAGAGGAGGACGAUGUCGAAGUCACCUGCUGGGACCGGGAUCGUAUGAGCUCCAACGACGUGCUGGGCUACUUCAACAUCCCACUCAAGGAAUUCGCCCUCCCCUUCAUGGUCGGGGAGCACAAGAAGAGCUACACGCUGCAGUCGCGGCCGGGCCACAAGGAUGUGGGCGUGAAGGGCUCGAUCGAGGUCAAGAUCAUCAUCAAGGACAAGAACAGCAAAAAGGACAAGGAAAAGAAGAGCAAGAGCAAGAGCAACCGGUCGAAGCGAGCCACCACCUCCCUCACCGCCUCCGGGUCGCCCGCGGCUUCGCCCGCCCUCGCUGGCGGUUCGCCCGAAGGCGAGUUGGAGGACAAGGCCAACGUCAAGAAGAGGCUGACCUCAUUCUUCAAGUUCAGGCCGGCAUCAAGGGAGGAAUUCGAAGAUAAGCUCUCGGGCAGCGGCUUGAUCCCUCGCGGUCCCAAGAGCACCAAAGUGUUUGGCGCCACUCUCGACGAAGUAAUGGCGCGGCAGAAGCUCUCGCACCCGGAGAUGAAGAUUCCGUUGUUCGUGCACCUGGUCCUCGAAAAGCUGGCCAACAACCCGCUCACCUUCAGCGAGCAGGGCUUGUUCCGUAUCUCGGGUUCGGCGAUCACCGCGCAGAAGGUGCGGUCGCAGGUCGAUAGCGGCAAGGUGCCGGACCUGACGGGAUGCACGAGGGACGACCUGGCGUCGCUCCUCAAGGAGUACAUCCGCGAGCUGCCCGAGCCUCUCUUCACCUCCGCCCUCUACCGCCAGUGGGUCGACGUCUAUGACGUGCCCGAGGAGAAGGUGGUACCCACCCUGCGCGCGCUGGUGCGAAAGCUGCCCCUCCACAACCGAUACCUGUGGGAGGAGGUCAACAAGUUCCUCUUCCGCUUGAGCAAGCACUCGGACGUCAACAUGAUGGCGCCCCAGAACAUCGGCAUCGUCAUCGGCCCCAACGUCCUCUGGCAGCCGCCCUUCAACAUGCCGGUCAUGGAGAUGAACGACGUCGUGUGCCGCCUGGUCGAGAACUGCGAGCAGAUCUGGGCGCCGGGCCCCGAGGACGAGCAGCUGCUCCAGCGCACCGCUUCGGCCACCCGGAUCGCCCACUCGCUCUCCGUCGACAUGGGUUCGUCCGGUGCGGGCGUGCCCCAGUUCAUCAACCCGACGACGAACCCCCUGCGCGUGGGUUCGACGAUCGGCGUGCAGGUGCCCCUCUCGCCGUCGGCUCUUGAUAGGCGUCGAUUGACCGCUCCGCCCGGCGUUAUCCAGCGAGAGCUGCUCGCUCAGCAAGAAGCCGCGGCCAUGACGGCCGCACCCGAAGAGAGCCAACAACUGCCCGCUGAUCCGGCGCAGUGGAGCGUGAACGACGUGGCCGAGUGGCUCAGCAUGAAGGGCUUCUCCCAGUACGCACCCACAUUCAAGGGCCACUCCAUCAACGGAGAUGCGCUGUUGGGCUUGACCGCAGAGAAGCUGCUGACCGAGUUUGAAGUCAAGUCGCUGGGCCACAGGAAAAAGAUACUCUUCAGAAUUCGCGACCUGAAGAGAGCGUGA